UACCUAACUGCGGCAGUCGGAGAGAUGUGCUCCCGUUGUAAGCACGUAUCUAUUACGUGAAGUGCACGCGCCUCACUUACGUACGACUGUGAUGCGUUUGAACACUUAUGUUGAAUGAAACAUUUGUUUUAAAAUAACGUCAGUGUCCCAAAUUAAAAACUAAGACGAUGUGGAAUAAAAAUAUGUGAUUUUUAUAAACAAUCCGCGAGUAAGAACUCGCAUCAUUGUCAUCAACAACUGAAUGAUUGGAGUCAGCAGGUCUGCUUCGACGACGAUGAAUGACAUGAUAAAUUAGAGUAAUUUGAACUUGAGAUAAAUAAUGAAUUCACUGGAAGAUAUGUUACCGACGGCCGCCAACGAGUCCGCCUCGCUGGCGGCAUCAGUGGACCCGGCCCAGUUGAUAGGACCCCAGCGAGACGAACUAUACAUUGUCAUUCCCGUCACAAUCAUCUACGUAAUGAUUUUUGUAACCGGCCUCAUUGGAAACAUAUUCACCUGUUUCGUAAUUGUCAAGAAUAAAACUAUGCACACGGCUACCAACUACUAUCUAUUCAGCUUGGCUCUGUCUGACUUACUGUUACUAUUAAGUGGCAUACCACAAGAGGUUUAUUAUAUCUGGUCGAGGUGGCCUUAUGUCUUCGGACCUAGCUUCUGUUGGUUGCGCGGACUAGCUUCUGAAACGUCCACUAAUGCCAGUGUGCUGACGAUUACUUUAUUUACUGUCGAGAGAUAUUUGGCGAUAUGCCAUCCCUUCAUGUCACAUAGAAUGUCAAAUCUAACCCGUGCGAUUCGACACGUGUGCCUCGUAUGGGUAGUGUCUCUUAUAUUAGCGUUACCGCCGGCACUCCAGCUUGGCAUCACAUAUCAAGAUGGAAUAGCCCUGUGCUUACAAACACGAGUCAUACUAGAACACUCCUUUGAAAUAUCAACAUUUGUCUUUUUCCUCGCUCCAAUGAUUCUCAUCUCGAUCCUGUAUUCCUUGAUCGGACUGCGCCUGAAAAAGGCGAGAAAUGAGAAGGAAAUGCAGGAACAAGCACUAUUCGAAUACAGCCGUAACCAGUCAACGACGCGUCGUAACCCACAUGCAGCGACCAAAAGAGUGGUGAAAAUGUUAGUGGCAGUUGUAGUUGCCUUUUUCGUCUGCUGGGCACCCUUCCAUGCUCAGAGGCUCGUCGCGAUCUACGGCACAGAUGAGAAUAACCAGGCAAAGUCAAAGCUCCUUCUCAAGGUCUACGCCUUCCUGACGUAUAUCUCUGGAGUCUUCUACUACAUGUCCACGUGCAUCAAUCCUAUUUUCUAUCAUAUCAUGUCCAACAAAUUUAGAGACGCUUUCAAGGUGACCAUCAAUCAGUUGUGUUGUAGGAGGCACAGACACGAUCCUAAACAAUAUUCAUACACCGCUAUUGCUCUAGGUCGCAUCCCAAGUUCUUUGAUCACUCCUAACUCAGGAAGUAUCAGAGUUCAACGAGAAAACAGUAACAGUUUAAAAAAUAAACGAAAAUAUGUAGAUGAAGCUAAUGGACAUGCAGCUCGUGACUCGUGCCAUUUGUCUGAUGAUAACUUACUGAUUCGGCAAUCUUCAGAAAGUGACAAUGAGAUCCCCGCCUGCAAGAGAAGGAGAUCGGCUACUAUGUCGGAAAUUUAUUCAAAACUAACCAAUAUUAACGAAUGCCAAUCAAAACGGCGUUUUGUGUCUACCAUUGAAAUUACUUCAGUCAAGGAAAAUAAUAACAAGACAAUCUGAAAUUAAAAAUAGUUAUGUAGGUAUGUGGUGUUAAUACGCAAAUAGUGGUAAAAAUUGAAAUUCGAUAAUACGUAAUUGUUGACAAAUAAUAAAAUUUGUAUAAUAAUUAAUAAUAAGUAAAAUCAUAGAUCGAUACAAAAUCCUGAACUUUGCUGGAGGUUGUUUCUUCUGCUAAUUAAAUUACUUACUAUCAGAAAUUUUGCAAAUAUUGAUCAGUUGCUUCAACUUUUAUGACAAAAUUUUGCAGACUUGUACAAAUAUAUAUUUUAAAAUUUAAAUGUUUUUUGUAAUGUACGUACGUAAGUAUGUCAUUGGUAUUCAAUUAUAAAAGGUUGUUGUGUUGAAUCUCCGAUGUUGAAGUUUGAGUCUAGACUUUAUUUAGGCGUAGGUACUUAUUGUAAAUGGCGAAGGUAAAGUUUAAGCAGAUAAUAUAAUUAGCUUAGAGUGGACAGUAAUAUAAACAGAUUUUGAACUCGUUCUUGUGUCCACCUCAUUACGACAGGAUUUCCACUCGAUAAACAAAACGGAUCAACUGGUCGGGCAAAAUCGAACUAAUUGAAGGAUUGUUUUAAUGAAACCAACUAGUUAAAAAAACUUUGGCAAUUUUGUAGCAAAAAAAUAUGCCGAUAUUAAUUUUCGUAUGGAAUCUCAUUACAUUUUCGAAUGUUAAAUAUUUACAAUAGUAGUACAAAUUUUCUAACAUAAAAGUGCAUUAUAAUUUUUCAACAACAUCAAGUAAGUAUUUUUUUUAAACUUAUUUCUGCUCUUUACUCUACUCUUUCCUGUGAGGUUUGAGAUUUAUCAAUUACUUGCUGAUCGAACUAAAUAUAUGUACAACCUGAUAAAUAUUUAGCAUCGAGCAAUAAACACACUCGAAACAAAGAAGUAUCGAAAUGUAAAAGAUUUUUCCUAUGGGUAAUAGUCAUGAAUAGCUAUAAAAAAUAAAUUUAUUAGAAUUAUUUAUGUAAAACAAUUUUAAAUUGAAUUUCCGACUUUAUUUGAAGAUAGAAUUAACAAGUUACAUACGCUGUGUUUAACAUUUAAUAACAAACACGAUUUAGAAUACAAUUGAGCUAUCUUCUGAUCGAUUUUUGCACAAUAAUAAUUCCUAUAUGUUAUAGAAAUGAACAAUAUGCACUGAACGUGUAGGACUAUAGAGUGUGUAAUUAUUGUUUUACAAGUAAAUAAAUCAAGUCAUAGGUAUAUUUCAUUCAGUAAACAUAUUUUUUUAAUUUUUGGUAUAUUCUUACUAACACGUCUGUUUCUUAUGGAUUCUUGUUAUUUCCAGAGAUUAUGGAUCUCCAUUAUUUUAAAUUUAAAAUUUGUGGUCGAACCAACUGUAUUUUUGUUUAUUUUAAAAGUUUUAUAUGGAUUUCCAAAAAACACUAUUCAUCCUUAAAUUACUAUGUAAUUAUACGGGUAUACUUUUUAAUAUAAGUUGAUAGGUACUGAGUAUAUGCCAUGCCAUGUGUUGUUAAUUGCCAGUAGAAUAGAUUAAGGGGGAAAAAAUUGGUUCUGUAGCCGUGUAAUAUUCUUAGACUAUAAUUAGAGUUAAAUGACAGUAUUUUUAGUCAAUUUCUUCAUAGAUAUAUAAAUAUACAACGUUAAUUAAUAGAUAACUUGUAUGUUUUUUCGGUGCUCAAAUAAGUAGGUAUGGAAAUAAGAGUCUGUAUUUGCUGAUAAUGUAAAUAGUAACUUUAAUAUUUCUAUUGCCUCUCUCUUAGAGGCAAUGUUUUUUUUAUCUCAUUCGAACGUGUUCCUUCCUGAGCCGAUGAGCGUCGGAGCCCAGGGUCCGCUUUCCUACUUUUUCGUCGUACAUUAUAUCUCAUGUUAAUCCUUCAUAUUUUCUGAAUGAAAGUGAAAACCUCUUUAUAAAUUGUAUAGUUCGGACAUAUCUAAGCCACAUAGUUAUGCUUAUAUGAAGUAACUUCCCAAGUUUGCAUUUGAUAUUAUAUUUUUUCAGAUGUAAAGAAAUCGUUUCCUGUUUAUUAUAUAUUAGUAAUUAGACUGUAGCAUAUAAAGACUGAACAUUUAUGUUUAUAAGUUGUAAGAAAUAAUAAGGAUUUGAUCGAGCUUAUUAUGGGACUGAUUCACUGUUAAAUUUUAUUUUUUUAUCCAAGAACUAUAUUUUUUUAUAAUUUUGCAUUAUUUAAAUAAAGUGCCUGUGUAACUUACCUGAUCAGAGAUUUUUAAGGGGGUACUUUAAAAAAAUAUAUAUUAUAAAAUAUAAAAAUAUAAUUUUUUUGAAAUAUAUAAUAUUUAAAAAAUUGUUAAUGUAGUAUUUUAGUUUUAGUUAUUUUGUGUAAUUUUGCACCAUAUAGAAAAUAUAUAUAACAAUCUUAACUAAAAUAAAAAUAUCUGUGAGACGUACCGAACUAAUCACAUAGCAGUGUGAUUGUCAUGGCAUCACAAUGGCAUACUGCGAUUGGUUCACGACGUUUCACUUCCAAUCGACACGAUGUCGCGCUACGCACACAUCGUUGAUGUAAUAUUGUUAUUACCACGGUGGCCAUGGUACAGUCAACAGCACAUCAAGUUAUAUGAACCUCUAUGGCGCGGUAAUUGCGGCGAGUUUGCAAUGAAUUUGAUGUACUAUUGACUGUAUCUAUCUACUAUAUGGGAAAGAGAAACUGUCAAACAAAAAAAUAAUUUUAUAAUCGGUCUACGCGACUUUUAGUAUGUAAACAUAUCGCGGAGAAUUGUACAGUCAGCGUUGAAAUAAUAGCUAAAAUAAGAUAAUAAUAAUAGCAGACUGCUAAUAUAAAUAUGAAUCAAGAUUAAUAAUAUAUUUUGAGCACCUUUUGUGCUGACACAUAGGGAUAGGCAGAGAGCAAGAAGCGACUUUGUUUUAUACUAGGUAUGUAAUGAUUUUUCAGAUAAUUUUUACUAGACGCUUAUAUCAUUUUGACGCUGACAGUACCUCUUCCUUUUUUUAAGUUUUUUAAAAUGAUCGUUGUUUACUGCUGAGAUAAUUUGUACUUACUUGUUAAAUUAAUUGUGAAUCUGAAUACCGAUCUGAAUCCGGUAACUGAUGUAAGUAUGUAUAAAUGAAAUAGACCUGGUUUGUUAUGUAAUAAAUGAAAAUGUUACGUC
This is a messenger RNA of Plodia interpunctella (Indianmeal moth), 4837 nucleotides long. It is a transcript of the gene Dhr-1, whose product is annotated as pyrokinin-1 receptor-like. The record is from RefSeq and is a predicted model, not a curated record. Gene Ontology annotation, molecular function: neuromedin U receptor activity. Gene Ontology annotation, biological process: neuropeptide signaling pathway. NCBI's taxonomy places the organism in Eukaryota, Metazoa, Arthropoda, Insecta, Lepidoptera, Pyralidae. The coding region runs from base 320 to 1744 and encodes 474 amino acids. Gene Ontology annotation, cellular component: plasma membrane. The transcript is spliced from 5 exons.